AUGGCCAUUUCUUCAAACUCAUGCCUGGCCGUCUUCUGCUCGUUGUUGUGUUGUUGGAUGAGGACAGCAUCCUCUCUGAACCUGGAAGACCCCAAUGUGUGCAGCCACUGGGAAAGCUACUCGGUGACUGUGCAGGAGUCGUACCCGCACCCCUUUGAUCAGAUUUACUACACGAGCUGCACCGACAUCCUGAACUGGUUUAAGUGCACGCGGCACAGAAUCAGUUACCGGACGGCCUACCGCCAUGGGGAGAAAACUAUGUAUAGGCGGAAAUCGCAGUGCUGCCCUGGAUUUUAUGAGAGCCAGGACAUGUGUGUCCCUCACUGCGCUGAUAAAUGUGUCCACGGCCGCUGCAUUGCUCCAAACACCUGUCAGUGUGAGCCUGGCUGGGGUGGGACCAACUGCUCCAGUGCUUGCGAUGGUGAUCACUGGGGGCCUCACUGCAGUAGCCGGUGCCAGUGCAAAAACAGAGCUUUGUGCAACCCCAUCACCGGGGCUUGCCACUGCGCUGCAGGCUACCGGGGAUGGCGCUGCGAGGACCGGUGUGAACAGGGUACCUACGGGAAUGACUGUCACCAGAGAUGUCAGUGCCAGAACGGAGCGACCUGCGACCACAUCACCGGGGAAUGCCGUUGUUCACCGGGAUACACUGGGGCCUUUUGUGAAGAUCUUUGUCCCCCUGGCAAACAUGGGCUACAGUGUGAGCAGAGAUGUCCCUGCCAAAAUGGAGGUGUGUGCCAUCACGUAACUGGAGAGUGCUCUUGCCCUUCUGGCUGGAUGGGCACAGUGUGUGGUCAGCCCUGCCCUGAGGGUCGCUUUGGAAAGAAUUGUUCCCAAGAAUGCCAGUGCCACAACGGAGGAACGUGUGACGCCACCACAGGCCAAUGUCACUGCAGCCCAGGAUACACAGGGGAACGGUGUCAGGACGAAUGUCCUGUCGGGACCUAUGGAGCUGGCUGUGCGGAGCCCUGCAGGUGUGUUAACGGAGGGAAGUGCUACCACGUGAGUGGAGCAUGCCUGUGUGAAGCAGGCUUCGCAGGGGAACUCUGUGAGGCGCGCCUCUGUCCCGAAGGGAUGUAUGGCAUCAAAUGUGACAAGCGGUGCCCCUGCCACCUGGACAAUACUCACAGCUGUCAUCCCAUGUCUGGAGAGUGUGGCUGCAAGCCGGGCUGGUCUGGACUCUACUGUAAUGAGACAUGCUCUCCUGGAUUCUAUGGGGAAACUUGCCAACAGAUCUGCAGCUGCCAGAAUGGGGCUGACUGUGACAGUGUGACGGGAAGGUGCGCCUGCGCCCCUGGAUUCAAAGGAAUUAACUGCUCUACCCCAUGUCCUCUGGGAAGCUAUGGGAUAAACUGUUCCUCUCACUGUCGCUGUAAAAAUGAUGCUGUCUGUUCUCCUGUGGAUGGCUCUUGUAUCUGUAAGGCAGGCUGGCACGGGGUGGACUGUUCCAUCAGCUGCCCCAGUGGCACUUGGGGCUUUGGCUGUAACUUAACAUGUCAGUGCCUCAACGGGGGUGCCUGCAACACCUUGGAUGGGACCUGCACCUGUGCGCCUGGAUGGCGAGGGAAGAAAUGUGAACUUCCCUGCCAGGAUGGCACAUAUGGCCUAAACUGUGCAGAGCGCUGUGACUGCAGCCAUGCAGACGGCUGCCAUCCCACCACGGGCCACUGCCGCUGCCUCCCUGGAUGGUCAGGUGUGCACUGUGACAGUGUGUGCGCCGAGGGACGCUGGGGUCCUAACUGCUCGCUGCCCUGCUACUGUAAAAAUGGGGCUUCUUGUUCUCCUGACGAUGGCAUCUGUGAGUGCGCGCCCGGAUUCCGAGGCACCUCUUGUCAGAGAAUUUGCUCUCCGGGGUUUUACGGACAUCGCUGUAGCCAGACAUGCCCACAGUGUGUGCACAGCAGCGGGCCCUGCCACCACAUCACAGGCCUGUGUGACUGCUUGCCUGGCUUCACGGGAGCCCUGUGCAAUGAAGUGUGUCCCAGUGGCAGAUUUGGGAAAAACUGUGCGGGCGUUUGCACCUGCACCAACAAUGGCACCUGCAACCCCAUCGACAGGUCCUGUCAGUGCUACCCAGGCUGGAUCGGCAGUGACUGCUCUCAGCCCUGUCCGCCUGCCCACUGGGGUCCCAACUGCAUCCACACCUGCAACUGCCACAAUGGAGCCUUUUGCAGCGCCUAUGACGGGGAAUGCAAAUGCACUCCUGGAUGGACGGGGCUCUACUGCACUCAGAGAUGCCCUCUGGGGUUUUACGGCAAGGACUGUGCACUGAUUUGCCGGUGUCAGAACGGAGCGGACUGCGACCACAUCUCAGGGCAGUGUACCUGCCGCACAGGAUUCAUGGGACGGCACUGCGAGCAGAAAUGCCCGGCGGGGACAUACGGCUAUGGCUGUCGCCAGAUUUGUGACUGUCUGAACAACUCCACCUGUGACCACAUCACUGGCACCUGCUACUGUAGCCCAGGAUGGAAAGGAGCACGCUGUGACCAAGCUGGUGUCAUCAUCGUGGGCAACCUGAACAGCUUAAGCCGGACCAGCACCGCCCUUCCCGCUGAUUCCUAUCAGAUCGGCGCCAUCGCGGGCAUCAUCAUCCUGGUCCUUGUUGUGCUCUUCCUGCUGGCACUGUUUAUUAUCUACAGACACAAGCAGAAGAGGAAGGAGUCCAGCAUGCCGGCGGUGACCUACACCCCUGCCAUGAGGGUCAUCAAUGCAGAUUAUACCAUUGCGGAAACCCUGCCUCACAGCAACGGUGGAAAUGCCAACAGCCACUACUUCACCAACCCCAGCUACCACACACUCAGCCAGUGUGCCACAUCCCCUCAUGUCAAUAACAGGGACAGGAUGACCAUUGCCAAGUCGAAAAACAACCAGCUCUUUGUGAACCUUAAAAACGAGAAUCCGGGGAAGAGAGGUGCCUUGGUGGACUGCAGCGGAACGUUGCCAGCCGACUGGAAGCAAGGCGGCUACCUUAAUGAGCUUGGCACUUUCGGACUUGAGAGAAGUUACAUGGGGAAGUCCUUAAAAGAUCUGGGAAAGAACUCUGACUAUAAUUCCAGCAACUGCUCCCUAAGCAGCUCUGAAAACCCAUACGCCACAAUUAAAGACCCACCUGCACUCUUGCCUAAAAGCACCGAGUGUGGCUAUGUGGAAAUGAAGUCGCCCGCACGGAGAGACUCCCCAUAUGCGGAGAUCAAUAACUCAACUUCGGCCAACAGGAAUGUCUAUGAAGUUGAGCCUACAGUGAGCAUUGUUCAAGGAGUAUUCAGCAAUAGUGGUCAUCUCACCCAAGAUCCAUAUGACCUUCCAAAGAACAGUCACAUCCCUUGCCAUUAUGACCUGCUGCCAGUAAGGGACAGUUCAUCCUCCCCCAAGACAGAGGAUGGUGGUGGUGGUGGCGGUGGCAGCAGCAGCAAUAGCAGCAAUAGCAGCAGCAGCAGCAGCAGC
Molecule: messenger RNA, 3444 nt
Organism: Arvicola amphibius (Eurasian water vole)
Lineage: Eukaryota; Metazoa; Chordata; Mammalia; Rodentia; Cricetidae
Gene: Megf10
Product: multiple EGF like domains 10
Exons: 24
Cellular component (GO): membrane
Molecular function (GO): protein binding
Source: RefSeq, a predicted model, not a curated record